Molecule: messenger RNA, 7375 nt
Organism: Musa acuminata subsp. malaccensis (wild Malaysian banana)
Lineage: Eukaryota; Viridiplantae; Streptophyta; Magnoliopsida; Zingiberales; Musaceae
Product: ATP-dependent helicase BRM
Biological process (GO): positive regulation of transcription by RNA polymerase II
Cellular component (GO): nucleus
Molecular function (GO): ATP binding; ATP-dependent chromatin remodeler activity; DNA binding
Source: RefSeq, a predicted model, not a curated record
AAAUACAGGAAAAGGAACCUUCCCAGGGUUAGGGCUUGACCGUCGCACGCCAUCGAGGGGUUUUUGAUUCCGGGCCAAAUUGCCGGUUUCCCAGCGAGAUCGUGGUAUUCCGGCCCAAGAUUCCACUUUCGCCCCCCGAUCUGCACACGUAGAUCCCUAAUUUUGGGGCAGAAUUGCCGGAAAACCGCGUUCGUUGGCCCCGAAACGGCUUCCGUCGUUGCCAGGGUGGCCGAGGUGGGAGGUGCGGCGGGUUUCGCGUGCUUUUCGGGGGAUCCGAGCCGCGAUGAGCGUUGAUUCCAUCGGAGGCAUCCGAUCUCCGAGUUUUUAGGGCUUCGAGGUCCCCAAGCUCGCGCCUCUCUAGGCGGUGUCGGCAUGCAGUCCGGGAACGGACGGAACCCGAGGCCUUCGCCGCAUCCGCAGCCGUUGCCGUCCGCCGCUGCGUCGCCGUCUUCCUCUUCGUCGCCCGCCGCCUCCGCUCCCACCCAUCUGGUGUUGGAUUCAAUCCAACAGCAGCAGCAGCAGGAGGCGUAUAGGCAGGCACUGCAACAACAUGAAUAUCAGCAACAAGUGCAGCAGCAGUUAAGAAAGGCUGAUGGUGACCGUACCCUCCUGACUUAUCAAUCUGGUGGCACUCAUGGAAUCAUUGGUGGAAAUUCCUUUCCAUCAUUACAAGGGACUAUGAAUCUAUCUCAACCAUCGAGAAAGUUUGGCGAUUUAACUCAUCAACCUGUUGCUCCUCAACUUUGCGAGGAAAAUUCAAACAAAGGGCAGCAUGUGCAGAAUCCAAUUCAUCAAGCUUAUCUCCAGUUUGCUUUGAAGGCUUCCCAGAACAAACCUCACGGGAAUUUGUUAAUGCAUCAGCAGGGCAAAAUGAAUAUGGCUGCUCCAACUGGGAGUCAAAGUAUGUCUAUGAAUAAUAUUAAGAUGCAGGAGCUUAUGUCUCCACAGGCAGCCAACCAGUCACAGGCAUAUAUAUUUAACAGAACAGGUGAACAGUGUGCACAUGCCGAUAAGCAGUUAGAGCAAGGGCAUGUUAGUACUGAGCAAAGAAGUGAUUCAAAACAAUCUCCAUUGAUGGCUGGACAGUUAGGGUUGACAAACAUGGUAGGAGCAACACAGUCACGACAUUCACAAGCAAGCACACAAAAUAUUGCAACCAAUCAGUUCACAAUGGCACAGAUGCAAGCUAUGCAAUUAUGGGCCAAGGAGAAUAAUGUUGACCUGUCAGUUCCAGCCAACAUAAACCUGAUCGCUCAAGUUCUAUCCCAUUGGCAGUCUAACAGAAUGGCUGCAAUGCAGAAGCAAAGUGAACCUAGCACCAUUGUGCAGCAAUCAUGUCCGCCAUCAUCAAAGCAAUCAUCUAUUUCUUCUCCGGAAAAUGAUAAGUCUGCAUAUGUGAAUUGUAUAAGUGAUUACUCCAGUCAAGUUGGUCCCUCACAAGUCAGACAGCCACUUGCAGCUGACACGAUUCCUGGUGGAGAUAGCACCUCAGUAAAUCCUAAUGAUUUCCAGAUACAACAGGCCCAUGCUCAUCAGAGGGACAAUGAGAAUGAGAGGCCUGUUAGGCCUUCAUUCACAACCACUAACAUCAGGCAAAUUAUGCAUUUACCACAGUCAUCUGGUAGCAAGACUCAAACAAUGGAACAGUCCUAUGCGAAGCAUACUUAUACUGGGAACAACAUGCAACAAAUGCAGCAUAUUAGAUCCUUGCAGCAGAUGAACCAACCCAUUUCACAAAUGGCAGUUGCUCCCACUGAUGCAAUGAGUACUCAAGUUUCAUCACUGAGUGGAUCUGUUGAGGUGCCAAAUCAACGAGUUGGGUUUACAAAACAACAGCUUUAUGCUCUUAAAGCUCAAAUAUUAGCUUUCAGGCGUUUGAAGCGUGGCGAACGUACUCUACCGCCCGAAGUUAUUCAAGCAAUAGCAGGCCUGCCGGUUGAUUCUCAGCCACAACAGUCAUUUGUCCAACCAGGAACAGGUAUCCAGGAAAAAAGCAUCAUGAACAGUACCAAGGAGCACACAUGUGCAGAGACUAAUGACCAGGCUCUUCAACCUGUUCCUUCGAGUAUGGCCUCUAGUCUACCAAAGGAAGAGCCCGGGUCUUGGGAGGAGAAAGCUGGAAUAGCGAGUCAAGUGCAAGAGAUAGGAGGUUCAACAAAGGAACCUGUGCAGAUUGGAGCGGUUGCUAAGUCAGAAGAAAACAUAUCUAUUGUUAUACCUGAGCAGGAGGUUGGAAGGGGAGAUCAGAAUGUGCCUAUUAACGGUGAUAACUACUCUGACAAGGGAAAGGCUAUACCAGUUGACUGUGGAAAAAUCAAUGCAGGACAAGUGAAGAAAUCAACCUUAAAUACUACACCAUCUCCAAAGGUUGGUGUAACGAGAAAUUAUCAUGGCCCAAUUUUUGAUUUUCCAUCAUUCAUAAGGAAACAUGAUUCUAUGGGUUCAGCUGCCCACUCCAAUCAUAUGACGGUAUCUUAUGAUGUGAAAAAUAUGCUGUUGGAGGAAGGUAAGGUCAUACUUAGCAAGAAAAGAAUAGAAAAUCUAAAAAAAAUCAGUGGAUUACUUGCUGUAAAUUUGGAGAGGCGAAGGAUUAAGCCUGAUCUUGUUAUACGCUUACAAAUUGAAGAAAAGAAACUCAAACUUUUAGAUCUUCAGGCCCGAUUGAGGGAUGAAGUUGAUCAGCAACAACAGGAGAUAAUGACCAUGUCAGACAGGCCAUAUCGGAAAUUUAUAAGGCAAUGUGAAAGGCAUCGAGUUGAGCUGUUAAGGCAAGUUCAACAGAUGCAGAAGGCCUCUAGAGAGAAGCAGUUAAAAUCUAUCUUCCUGUGGCGUAAAAAGCUCCUGGAGACUCACUGGGCCAUCCGUGAUGCAAGGACUACAAGAAACAGAGGAGUUGCUAAAUAUCAUGAGAAGAUGUUGAGGGAGUUCUCAAAGAAGAAGGAUGAUGGCAGAAACAGAAGGAUGGAAGCAUUGAAGAACAAUGAUGUGGACAGAUAUCGUGAAAUGCUACUGGAGCAGCAGAAUAAUGUUCCUGGUGAUGCAGCUCAACGUUAUGAAGUUCUUUCUUCCUUUUUAUCCCAGACAGAAGAAUACCUUCACAAACUUGGAGGGAAGAUUGCAGCUGCUAAGAGUCACCAAGAGGUGCAAGAGGCAGCAAAUGCUGCUGCAGCUGCUGCACGAGCACAGGGCCUUUCAGAAGAAGAAGUCAGGGCUGCAGCAGCAUGUGCAGGUGAAGAGGUAAUGAUCAGACAUAGGUUCUCUGAAAUGAAUGCUCCAAAGGACAGUUCAUCAGCUAAGAAGUACUAUAAUUUGGCUCAUGCUCUGACAGAAAGGGUUGUAAGACAACCCUCAAUGUUACGAUAUGGAACUUUAAGGGACUAUCAGCUUGUUGGGCUGCAAUGGAUGUUGUCCCUAUAUAAUAACAAGUUGAAUGGAAUUCUAGCGGACGAGAUGGGUCUUGGAAAAACUGUACAGGUUAUGGCAUUGAUUGCUUACCUGAUGGAGUUCAAAAGGAAUUAUGGUCCGCACCUGAUUAUAGUUCCAAAUGCUGUUUUAGUUAAUUGGAAGAGUGAGUUGCUAAAUUGGCUACCAUCUAUAUCAUGCAUUUUUUAUGUUGGCGGAAAGGAUGAACGAGCUAGGUUAUUUUCACAGGAAGUAUGUGCUAUUAAGUUUAAUGUCCUCGUAACAACUUAUGAGUUUGUUAUGUAUGAUCGUUCUAAGCUAUCAAAAAUUGAUUGGAAGUACAUAAUUAUUGAUGAGGCCCAAAGAAUGAAGGAUAGGGAAUCUGUUUUGGCACGAGAUCUGGAUAGAUAUCGCUGCCAAAGAAGGUUGUUGCUCACUGGGACCCCAUUACAGAAUGAUCUGAAGGAACUAUGGUCCCUCUUAAAUGUGCUUCUCCCUGAAAUAUUUGAUAACCGCAAAGCAUUUCAUGAUUGGUUUUCAAAGCCCUUUCAGAAAGAUGGUCCUUCCCAUAACCCAGAGGAGGAUGAUUGGCUUGAGACUGAAAAGAAGGUAAUCAUUAUCCAUCGGCUGCAUCAGAUUCUUGAACCUUUCAUGCUAAGAAGACGUGUUGAGGAUGUUGAAGGUUCACUUCCUCCUAAGGUCUCUAUUGUUCUGAGAUGUAGAAUGUCAGCUUUUCAAGGUGCCAUCUAUGAUUGGAUUAGAUCUACCGGUACUCUUAGAGUUGAUCCUGAAGAUGAGAUGCGCAAGGUUCAAAAGAAUCCAAUGUACCAGGUUAAAAUGUAUAAGAAUCUUAAUAAUAGGUGUAUGGAGCUGCGGAAAGUUUGCAAUCAUCCUUUGCUUAACUAUCCUUACUUCAAUGACUACUCAAAGAAUUUUAUUGUUAGAUCAUGUGGGAAACUUUGGAUCCUCGACAGAAUUCUCAUAAAGCUUCACAAAGCAGGCCAUCGAGUUCUUCUUUUUAGUACAAUGACAAAACUUCUUGAUAUAUUAGAAGAAUAUUUGCAUUGGCGGCGGCUUGUCUACAGACGAAUAGAUGGUACAACUCCACUAGAAGAUCGCGAGUCAGCAAUUGUGGACUUCAACAGCCCUGACUCUGAUUGUUUUAUCUUCUUGCUCAGUAUUCGUGCUGCUGGAAGAGGUCUAAAUCUCCAGACGGCAGAUACUGUUGUGAUAUAUGAUCCAGAUCCAAAUCCGCAAAAUGAAGAGCAAGCAGUUGCCCGAGCACAUCGUAUUGGACAGACGAGAGAGGUAAAGGUCAUAUACUUGGAAGCUGUUGUUGACAAAGUCUCAAGCUACCAAAAAGAGGAUGAAAUGAGGACUGGGGGUGCAGGGAAUUCAGAGGAUGAUUUUGCUGGCAAAGAUCGGUAUAUGGGGUCAAUCGAAAGCCUUAUACGUAAUAAUAUUCAACAAUAUAAAAUAGACAUGGCCGAUGAGGUCAUAAAUGCUGGCCGUUUUGAUCAGAGAACAACACAUGAAGAAAGGCGGCUGACUUUGGAGACAUUACUGCAUGAUGAAGAAAGAUACCAAGAAACUGUGCAUAAUGUUCCCUCUCUUCAGGAGGUAAAUCGCAUGAUUGCUCGUAGUGAAGAAGAAGUUGAGUUGUUUGAUCAAAUGGAUGAGGAACUUGAUUGGACAGGAGAUGUGGUGAAAUACAAUGAAGUCCCAAAGUGGCUUCGGGUUAGUUCUAGAGAAUUAGAUUCUGUUGUUGCUAGUUUAUCUAAGAAACCUUCGAAGAACAUUUUAUCCAGCACCAUUGAACUGGAAUCAAAUGGCAUGCCUUCUGGUUCAUCCCCCAAUAAGACAGAUAGAAGAAGAGGCCGCCCUAAAAGCUCAACCGCCAAGAAGUAUCCGACAUACAGGGAAUCAGAUGAUGAAGAAAACGGUGACUCUGAUGUUGACACAGAUGAGAGAAACACAUUUGAAGAAGAGGGAGAUGUAGGAGAAUUUGAAGAUGAAGAGUUCUAUGGUGCUGGUGAUGUGCUACCAAGCAACAAGGAUCAAGCAGAGGAAGGGCUGGUCUGUGAUAGUGGUGGAGACGAGUUCUCUCUAGCGAUGGAAGGCAGCAAAGAUGUUCAUGCAUUUGAUGAAGCUGGUUCGACAGGAUCUUCUUCUGGUAGUCGGAGAUUGCUGCAGCCUGUGACUCCUAACACACCUUCACAAAAAUUUGGAUUAAUUUCUGCUCUGGAUGCCAGGCCAAGCCCUUUGAAAAGGAUGCCAGAUGAGCUAGAGGAAGGGGAAAUUGCGGUGUCAGGUGAUUCCCUCAUGGAUCUACAUCAGUCAGAUAGUUUGGUUUAUGACCAUGAUGACUUAGAUGAUGAACAGGUUGUGCAACCAAAAAUAAAGCGAAAACGCAGUAUACGGCUUCGGCCAAGAUAUAGUAUGGAAAGAACUGAAGAUAAAUCCAGUAGUCAUAGAGCCCCUUUCCAUCAUGGUUCUUGGCCACUCUUGCAGGCGAAGCAUGAAAAACUUGCAGAGUUCAACGCUGAAGAAUUUGAGGCAUUUGGGGAGGCUGGCUCAGGAAGUCAGGACAGGAGUAGCCCACCUUUGAAGCAGAGAUGUACAUUACCAUCAAGAGUUAUUUCACCUCCUGUUGUGCAGAAGUCUGGCCGGAUGUCUGCAUCUGUGGAAGAUGGCUAUGAUCACUCUAUUGAAAGCUGGAGUAGCAAAGCCAUUAGCUCCAGUGGCCCAAGCUUUGUGGCCACAAGAAUGACUGACAGCACACAGAGAAAGUGCAAGAAUGUCAUUAGCAAGCUCCAAAGGAGGAUACAAAAAGAAGGGAAUCAACUAGUACCAUUUUUGUCAGAGUGGUGGAGAAGAAAUGAAAAUUCUAUUUUUGUUAGUCCUGGUGCCACAAGCAGCAAUUUGCUGGACCUAAAAAGAAUUGAACAGCGUGUGGACAACUCAGAGUACAAUGACGUGAUGGAUUUCAUAGCAGAUUUGCAGUUGAUGCUGAAAAAUAUAGUGCGACAUUGCAACUACUUGUGUGAGGUGAAAUAUGAGGCAGGAAAGCUUCAAGACAUGUUUUUUGAUAUCAUGAAGAUAGCAUUUCCGGAUACAGAUUUCCGAGAAGCUAAGAAUGCAGUGACGUUUUCCAGUUCUAGUGGAGCUGCAACUCCAUCUCCAAGACUGGCUUCUGCCGAUGAAGCCAAGCGGCAAGCACCAACCAAGACAGAGACAGGCUCAGGCCCUGGCAAGGCCUUGGCCCAUGGGUCCAUUCCUGCUCAUGAUGAAAGGAAAACGAGGUCCUGUGCUUCCAAGAUUCAUAAAGAAUCAAGAUCAAUUGGUGCAAGUGCGAGGCAGCAGGUGCCUGAAUGUUCACAGGUCUUGGCGCACCCAGGGGAUCUGGUAAUUUGCAAGAAGAAGAGGAAAGACAGGGACAAAUGUGCCAUGAAGCAGGUGAGUGGCCCUACAUCGCCCUCUAACCCUGGUCGGAUGACACCCUUGGCUCCUACCAACAAGGGAUCUCUGGGCCUUGUGACUGCGCCAAGCAUGGUCAGAAACAACGGGGCCCCAAUUCAGGGCGAUUCCCGUCCAUCUCAACAGGCAAUAUCUCCACUAGGCAGGGCACACCAUGAGAAGCAGCAGGUUGACAGAGGGAGUGGUGUGCUCCCUAGCAUAAGGGAUGUCAAGUGGGCUAAGCCAGUAAAGCGAAUGAGGACGGAUACUGGUAAAAGGCGGCCAAGCCAGAUGUGAGCCAUACAUAUAGUGUAUGUAAAUUAGGAAAUGCAGUUGCUACUAAUUCAGGGCUUAGUGUGGUGGUCUCCGAAAGGUAUGUGAAACAAAAUUUGGAAUUAGUCAUCCGCCCCACCCUUUUACCCUCUUUUUUUAUUCCCAUUUCUCCUUGACUCUGUUUGGAGUGGUGGUGAUUGCGAUGUUAUAUAGAUCAAGAGAUGAAGGUAAUUUGUUAUAUCCA